Molecule: messenger RNA, 1214 nt
Organism: Frankliniella occidentalis (western flower thrips)
Lineage: Eukaryota; Metazoa; Arthropoda; Insecta; Thysanoptera; Thripidae
Product: lipase member H
Exons: 7
Coding region: 77-1186 (369 amino acids)
Molecular function (GO): lipase activity
Source: RefSeq, a predicted model, not a curated record
AAUGCCAAGGCAAGGUAACCUUCUAUGAAACCAACUACAUAUCCGCUAUUUCAGUUGAUGCCUUCAAUGAGGCCGUAUGUAUGUCACGGUGAAUCCCAGAAGUGAUCGCACUUUAAACGGCUUUGCCAUGCUCUUCAAAUUAGGACUGAUCUUCUGUGUAGCUGCAAGCGCAGGAUGUCUGCAACUGGCUGCUGGGCAAAACACUUUGGUGUCAGGCCUGCUGAGAAAUGUCGCUAGCGGAGUCAACACGGUGGGAAAUGUGAUUGAUAGUGUCAAGACCAGUCUCAAGGAGACAGAGGACAAUGCCGCCAGAUCACUUGUGGAAUUCACUCUAUUUACGAGGGCUAAUAUUUCUGAUGGAGUGCGAAUUUAUGCCAACAACUUAACGAGCAUUCGAUCCUCCAACUUUGACUCAUCUAAGAAGACAAAAUUCUGCACGCAUGGGUAUCUCUGCAACACCAAACCGAGGUCUGGGUGCGACAAUAUAAAGAACGCCCUGCUGAAGUCGGGAGACUACAAUGUCAUCCUUGUCGACUGGUCAGCCCUCGAUAGCAAGCUUCUUUACGCUAUCAACGUAGCUGUGAGGCUGCCUGCAAUCAGCAGUGUUUAUGCGGACUUGGUACAAGACCUCUUGGAUGAGGGUGCAGAUGCUGACGACAUGCACUUAAUUGGACACAGUCUGGGUGCCCACCUCUCGGGAUUGGUCGGGGAGCAGACACUUGCCCCGCACAAUAAGGGAGUCAUCACCGGGCUGGACCCCGCUGGGCCACUCUAUGAGGGCUCCGACUCGUCCCACCGUUUGAGCCCAGAUGACGCACGUUUUGUGGAGGCAAUUCACACCAACGGCGGCAUAUUAGGAAUUGUGGAGGCCGUGGGUGACCUGGAUGUGUACUACAACGGCGGCGUUGGCACCCAGCCGGGCUGCCCCUUCGACGUGGCAGGAAUUUGCUCACACUGUUUUGUCUUUGAUGCGUACAUCAACGCCAUUGAGAAUCCAAAUGCCUUCAUAGCAACCCAGUGCCCUUCCAUGGCUCAACUCAGGCAGAAAGCCUGCGCAGGAAAUGCAACUACCUUUCUAGGACUCGAAGUUAACCAAGAGAGCAAAGGGGUUUACUACAUCGACUCAAGUCUGAAGGCUGAUUUGUCGGCAGUAAGACAGUGCGUGCCCAAAACAGAAGGCCGUUAAAUUUGAAAUAGAUGUGUCAUACGUCGUA